GGUGAUCGAUCAUUAAAAACCUUUAAAAAACAUGACAAACGCGUGAACAAAGUCAUGUGGUCGCCACAUUCUUCUGACACAUUUGCAAGUUGUUCAGAUGAUAGUUUAGUUAUCCUUUGGAAUGCUAAAAAAGCCGAUAGUAAACUUGGAGGUGCCUUUUUCAAGCAUAUAGGCCAUCGUACUAGUGUUGCAGAUAUCGCAUGGCAUCCUGAUGAUGCAUUUAGUAAUACUAUUGCGUCUGUAUCCACUAGCUUGAUCACCUCUAAUGAUAAUAAUAAGAUUAAGCCAAGUCUGAUUCAAGGGUUGUUAAUUGGUGUAUUAUACUCUGGAGUACUCCAGUCUGAACUCAACCCAGAUUGGAAACUUAUUACUCCAGGCUGGUUUGAGAUAAGACAUUUUCAAACCAUUGACAACCCUACUAAAAUAUUUACGACUAUGUUUUAUUUGACUAAUUGA
Molecule: messenger RNA, 456 nt
Organism: Dentiscutata heterogama
Lineage: Eukaryota; Fungi; Glomeromycota; Glomeromycetes; Diversisporales; Gigasporaceae
Source: the annotation of a GenBank genome assembly